Molecule: messenger RNA, 1358 nt
Organism: Alternaria alternata
Lineage: Eukaryota; Fungi; Ascomycota; Dothideomycetes; Pleosporales; Pleosporaceae
Exons: 2
Coding region: 237-1265 (342 amino acids)
Biological process (GO): mannosyl-inositol phosphorylceramide biosynthetic process
Molecular function (GO): mannosyltransferase activity
Source: RefSeq, a predicted model, not a curated record
UGACCACAGCAGCUGACGAGGGCCUUGUCAAUCACAGGGCGUAAGUGUCAAGAUGUAUCAAUGUUGUAGUAUGUACGAGGCUAGCGUCAAGGGCGGUGUACCCGAGACGGCUGUAUGAAUGGGAGAAAGGGGCAUGCAGUUGAUGGAGAGCAUGAAAAGUCUCCUACUUCCUCAUGUCAGAACAGUGUGUCCCAACCCUUACUCACCAAACCUAGCAUCUAUACAAUAGUGGAAAGAUGUUUGUCCGUCAACUCGUCGUUAGAGUUAUCGCUGCCGCAGUGUUGCUCAAAAUAGUGAGCGUCAUCUGGCACCAAUAUGUCUUUCAGUCUUUCCUCGUCGAACAGCAAAUCACAUUCGGCGAUUUCCCCACCGACUACGCGAAGAAAUUGAACGAAUCGCGGGCAAACAACCAGCAGCCUCAGGAGUCCGACUACUCUUCCACCUACAACGGAACCAAGAUCGCACGUACGAUACACUACAUAUGGUUCGAAAGAAUCUACCCAGGCCAUGAAGGGCCUUCUGGAGGCCCAUCGAUUGGAUUUGGAUCACCGCAACUAUGUCGCGAGCACAACCCAAGCUACGAGAUCCGCAUGUGGAAUGCAACGAGCGCUCGCGAGUUUCUAUCCAAUGAGUACGCCUGGUUUUUACCAACAUAUGACAACUACAAGUACCCUAUUCAGAAGGUCGACGCCUUGAAGUACUUCGCGCUCUAUCACUUUGGUGGUGUAUACAUGGACCUAGAUGUCGCGUGUCGACGCUCGUUGGAUCCUUUGCUUGAUUUUCCGGCCUGGUUUCCGGAAGCAUCGCCUUUGGGUGUCAAUAACGACCUGAUGGCAUCCGCAGCAAAGCAUCCGAUCGUGAAGAGGAUGACAGAGGGUCUGGUGACACACAACUGGAAUCUGCUGUUCCCAUACCUUACAAUCUUCUGGACGACUGGGCCACAGUUCACGAGUACGAUACUGCAAGAAUGGUUCGAGGAAUGUCCCGAUGGAAAAUGUAUGCAGCGCGGGGCCAGAGACGACCUUGACUCAGAUUCCUUCGUCGUCCUACCGCGAGUCUUCUACUCAGAAGAAUACACCUUUUUCGGUCAUAAGCCUGGAGGAUCAUGGCAUGGUGGGGAUGUCGCCGUGGUAUUGUGGUUCGUAGAGCGACCAUGGGCGAUCGCAAGUGUUGCCACGGCCUUUGUUGGAACGAUCUUUGGUAUUAUUCGGUUGAGGAGUAGACGGGCCCGACAAAGAGGGAAGGCAUAUAUUCCACUGGUUUAGAAGAAACACAAUUCCAUAAAUGUUACCUGUAGUACUCUCACUAUGCCUUUGGAGGCGCUUGUGAACAGCGUGUCUGUCGGGGUGCAAUUCGGC